Molecule: messenger RNA, 1428 nt
Organism: Ogataea angusta
Lineage: Eukaryota; Fungi; Ascomycota; Pichiomycetes; Pichiales; Pichiaceae
Exons: 1
Coding region: 1-1428 (475 amino acids)
Biological process (GO): positive regulation of transcription by RNA polymerase II
Molecular function (GO): sequence-specific DNA binding; DNA-binding transcription factor activity, RNA polymerase II-specific
Source: RefSeq, a predicted model, not a curated record
AUGGGAACCAUCUGUCGAUACUACGACGAAGGACUAGGAACAUCGGUAUCCAGAAGAUAUCUUAAAGGCUUGGACGAUAAGAUAAGGGAGUUGAAACACGAAAUAGCCAAAUAUGAAAACAAAAUACAACGAAAGAAUCUGGCACACUCAAGCACCAGCAGCCAGCAAGAAACCGAGGAGCUGCCCAGCACCUCUGUAAGCUCAGGAUGUUUUAUAGAAGGAGGCAAGGAUUCUCACUAUUUUGGGCCGAGCUCUGUGGUCUCAAUGGUUCAUUCGGUGUCAAAGGUGCUGAAGCUAAAUGCUGAAACAAGUAAAUUUGGUUCUAUUGACAAUUAUACAGCAUUUCCAAAGAUUAAGGUCCCGUUUGACUUCUCAGUAAUUGGCAAUGACCAGUCCAGACUGCUCAUUGAGAACUAUCUGAGCAAUAUUUAUCCUGUUUUCCCGCUGCUUCCAGAGAGCUUCUUUCAUUUUGAAGUCAUGGUAAGGAACUAUCCUUCUUUCGAGCAGCUGUUUGUGCUGCUUAUAUUUCUCAUCUCUGCAACCAACCUAAUGCGGAAACGAGUGGAUUUUGCAUCCAUCAAGAUAAUGCUUCAACAAAAAGUGGCGGAGCUCAUGAAGGACAAAUUGACGGAUUCUGAUGGUGACACUCUUCUGGCUCUAGUGUAUUAUGCUGUCUAUGAAAUGUUGGAUCCUGAAUCAGGCUCACCGGUAUGGAAGACGCUUUCUUUGGCUUGUGGUUUAGCGGAAAAACUGAGAUUUUCAAACACUGGGAACCAAGGUCCGAUACCCGGAAGGGUGUGUAAACAAGUUCCUCGGAUUAGGUUACUGAAAGUGCUCUAUGAGCUUGAAACCAGUGUUUCGCUAUGUUUGGGCAGACCGCCUUCAAUUUAUUUUUCGAAAAAUCAGAUUGCUCGUCUUGAAAUCGAUGACGGUAACAAUAGGAUGGUCUUUGUCGAGCUCACAAACAGAAUUGAUCUGUUUCGAACUAUCUAUGGAAAGCUCCCUGGGUGCCCUGUUUGCCGGGCCGAAACACUAUUUAUGCAGCAGCUGGAGACUAAAUCCACCCACUGGCUUACUGCUUGCUCACUGCUCACUCAUAGCUGUCCUUGGUGCGAUAAGUCUAGCUUUCAUUUGAAUGUUUUGCAAUCCUGUAUUGAGUGCAUCAAAGAUGCAAGCCUAAAGCUCCAAAAGAGUGCUCCAUUAUGUUUUUGGAUAGAAAUAUCCAACAUCACGCUUUCUCUACUGAGUUUGAUGGUCAUUAGCAAGCGUCAUCAUGAAUUGCUAGAAGAUUCUUUUUUUCAGGGCAAAAUCAUUGAUGCCAUCAGUAUGGGAAAGCAGCUUCUUGUUAGAUACUCAACCUUCUGGCCAGACUCUCAAGCGCUGCUCUCGUUCACAGAUAUUGCAUUGAAAAACAUGAGCGUCUGUUAG